GUCUAGCUCCAGGUCGCCACCUAUGUGAAGGUACUACUUGCGGAGUUCUAUACCCUAGGUAUUGGCUAUAUAACAUGGCUUCCGCUCGAAACUACUAGUAUCCUCUCAGGUGCUUCUCUUACUUGUCCCAAGGCAUAUCCCAGUGCCAACUUGACUAGAAUAGAAAAAUGGAAGAGCCUUCACUACCGCCACCAAUCCGCCUCGUGUGCGUCGGCGCACACCGCACCCUAGCACUGCAACUCCUGGAACAGCUCAAGCCGCAUUACACUUACUGCGCCAUCCUGACCACGGUCGAGCCGACACGGACAUAUUCACCAGGGAAUUUGAAUUUGGUACUCGACGCACUGCACCCGGCUCCGGCGGGUGUCAUUGUGGGAGGAGCGUUUAGCGACGAAGAAGGCGAGGAAAUCGCCAAACUUGUAGCGACAAAGAAGACCGAGAGCGGAGCGCCGAUGGAAUUCAUCAAGGUCCCCACUGGUACAAUAGAGGGAGAGGGGCCUGCGGGUCUGCUAAGGAAAGUCAAGGAGUUAUUGUACGAGAAAUUUGGUCGCCAGUGCUGACAGCGGAUGCUCGCAUGAUGUAGCCUCAUAUAUUGCCAGAAAUGGUAAGAUGACGGAAGCAAAGGCUGCGAUGAGGAGGCCUCGUCCAGGAAACACCUUCACUGUCAUGCUUUUCUCGAC
Exophiala xenobiotica is the source of this 680-nucleotide messenger RNA. RefSeq lists its product as uncharacterized. Lineage: Eukaryota; Fungi; Ascomycota; Eurotiomycetes; Chaetothyriales; Herpotrichiellaceae. The transcript has 2 exons. The coding region runs from base 168 to 560 and encodes 130 amino acids. The record is from RefSeq and is a predicted model, not a curated record.